Messenger RNA from Laetiporus sulphureus 93-53, 1931 nucleotides. RefSeq lists its product as uncharacterized. The record is from RefSeq and is a predicted model, not a curated record. The coding region runs from base 224 to 1840 and encodes 538 amino acids. The transcript has 11 exons. Lineage: Eukaryota; Fungi; Basidiomycota; Agaricomycetes; Polyporales; Laetiporaceae.
GACUUGUUCCUAUCCAGUCUUGAGAUCGCUUUGUAAACUGCCAGCCAUGUCACUUUCACAAGCUAUUGGCCAACUACCAAAAUAAUGGUUCGCAUUUUCCCCACGUAUUACAGAUCAAAAAAGUCCCAUGUCACAGAUAUCCCGUCGUUAUCGUCCGGCAAGCAUACGGUUCCAGAACGUGUCGUUGGUAGCAGGAGCGAGACCAAUUAAUAUUGUCAGCACCAUGCCUCUCGACAAGCGAUAUGACAGUGUAAUCGAGCGAAAGCUCGUGUUGGGAAUCGACGUCGGAACGACCUACAGCGGCGUCUCGUUUUGCAUUCUAGACACGGGAGGGACCCCUGAAAUUCAUAGCGUUAUGCGCUAUCCUGGACAAGAAGGAGACAAUCAGGUGAGGGACACAAAGAUCCCCACGAUCGUCUACUAUGAUGAAGAAGGAACAGUUCGUGCGGUAGGGGCGGAGGCGAAAUCACACGACAAUCGACAGAAGGCCUCGGAUGAAGGCUGGGUAUUGACCGAAUGGUUCAAAUUACAUCUUCGUCCACGCGAGUUGGCGUCGGAUGAUAAGCAUCUGCGAAUGCUUCCGCCGAAUAAGACCGUUGUACAGAUCCUGGCGGAUUUUAUGCGAUACCUGUACAAAUGCGCCAAAAAGUACAUAUCCGAGAAAGACCCAAUGGGACGUCAAUUGCUGCAGUCUGAAUCGAACGUCGAAUUCGUUCUUACGCACCCUAAUGGAUGGGGUGGCAGCCAACAAGCAAAGAUGCGGCGAGCGGCUGUACUUGCAGGCCUCGUUCCAGACUCGGACGCUGGCCAAUCGCGGAUCCGUUUCGUGACAGAGGGGGAAGCUAAUCUGCAUUAUUGCAUAACUAAUGGUCUCACUGGAGACGUCGCCAAGGCCGACAACCAAUUGAUGAUCGUCGAUGCUGGAGGAGGUACUGUCGAUCUGAGUACAUACAGGAUCACGAGCACGAUACCUGCCAAGGCUGUUGAGAGCAUUCCUCCGGAUUGCGUCAUGCAGGGAUCGACAUUUGUCAACAACAGAGCUGAACAAUUCCUCAGAGACAAGCUCAGAAGUUCACAUUUUGGCAACGACGAAGACAUCCAAACGAUGCUCGAGUGUUUCGAGAACUCUGCCAAGCCUACGUUCAGGGACCCUACGAAGGCUUCCUAUAUCAGGUUUGGUAGUGUUCGAGAUACCGAUGAGCAGUGCGAUAUCAAGAGAGGAACGCUGAGUUUGUCUGGGUCGGACAUGGCCACUCUAUUCCAUCCCUCCGUUAGCGCUAUCGAGGAUGCAAUGAGGAAGCAAUCGUCGAGGACCGGCGGACGAAUCAAUAUUGUGCUGUUAGUGGGAGGGUUUGCGAAGAACGAAUACUUGCGUGCCGAGCUUCAGAGCUACGCACAACGCUUCGGCUUAUCGCUGUUCUAUCCGGAUGGUGCCAGUGGGCCCGCCAAAGCCGUCGCGGAGGGUGCUCUCUCUCAUUAUCUCGAUGAUAUUGUGUCUGCACAUGUGGCGAAAUUCACCCACGGAUCGGAUUGCAACACCCGCUAUAUCUCGUCCUUUCCCUCCCAUAAGACACGACAGAACAAGAUUUUCCUAGGCGCAUCGGGUAUGCGGCUGCUUCCGGAUGCCUUUUUGACUAUCUUGCCUAAGGGAACACAAGUAUCGAAGGAGGAGGAAUUUCAACAAUCCUUUGUGCAAAAAACACACACCCCCCUCAAUGAGCUCUUAAGCAACGUAAUCCGUUACAAAGGAUCUGAGCGGGACCCGCAAUGGAUGGACGAAGAGCCGGGUAAGCAUCAAGCAAAGCAUCCAGUUCAGUCCAGUUCAUUUGAAGCACCCUAGAAAUGUUUGACACGUUGUGCACUAUACGUGCGGACAUCUCGCACAUUCCGAAGGUACAGAAGCGAGGCAUGCGAGGCGACUAUUACGAGCA